Molecule: messenger RNA, 1971 nt
Organism: Rangifer tarandus platyrhynchus (Svalbard reindeer)
Lineage: Eukaryota; Metazoa; Chordata; Mammalia; Artiodactyla; Cervidae
Source: the annotation of a GenBank genome assembly
AUGCCAUCCAAGUUGGCGAGCUUGGGGCACUCAGAGGCCGCCUCCCAGCAGCCCACUGCCCAGGGGUGUCUGCGUCCUGAAGGCAGCAUGCUCAAGGGACUGCUUCCGAACAGUGAUGAAGAGCCUGUUCCCUGCUUGGGGUCCCCGGCUGCUGGCAACCGUCGGGGACCCGAGAGGAGCCCAGAGCUCCCCCUGGACACCCCAGAGCAAGUCAGCAACGAGGACCCACAGGCCCAAGUGAGACCCUUCACCCCAAAGCCGCCACCCCCGAGGCCCAGGCUGGAGCGGGCGCUAUCCCUGGAUGAGAAGGGCUGGAGAAAGAGGCGUUUUCGAACCAGUCGUGAGGACCUGACUCUGCGGAAUGGGGCCAGCCCCUCGGGGGGCUCCCUGCAGGACGAGACCCCCGGGACCCCCGCCCGCAGCGGCUCCCCACCUUGCCUGAGCGCCUCCCUGCAGGAGAUCCCCACGGCUCGCAGGGCCCCGGGCAGCGGGGGGCCCUCCUCAUGGGGAAACUGUCUUUCCGGGAUGAUCAGCACAUCCCUGGACCUGCUGCACCGGGAAGGGGCCUCGGCCGGGAGCGCCCCCCGGCUGGCCAGCCUGCUUUCCCCGCGCCCGCUGCCCGCCAUGGGCCGCAACGUGGCCUCCGAAGGCCUGCGGACAGCGAACAAGGUAGACCCGGAUCACGCCGACUACAAGCUCCGGCUGCAGGCUAGGCUGUUCCGGGCGCACAGCAGCCUGGGCCCCGGCCGGCCCCCCAGCCCCCUGGCCUGCGACGACUGCUCCCUUCACUCCUCCAGGUCCACCUUCAGCCUCCUGGCGCCCAUCCGUGCCAAGGACGUCCGGAGCAGGAGCUACCUGGAGGGGAGCCUCCUGGCGAGCGGGGCCCUGAUGGGGGCGGACGAGCUGGCCCGUUACUUCCCGGACCGGAACGUGGCCCUGUUCGUGGCCACAUGGAACAUGCAGGGCCAGAAGGAGCUGCCCCCGAACCUGGACGAGCUCCUGCUGCCGGCCGAGGCCGACCUGGCCCAGGACCUGUAUGUCGUGGGCGUCCAGGAGGGCUGCUCUGACAGGCGGGAGUGGGAGACGCGGCUGCAGGAGACGCUGGGCCCGCACUACGUCAUGCUGUACUCGGCAGCCCACGGUGCGCUCUAUAUGUCCGUGCUCAUCCGCAGGGACCUCAUCUGGUUCUGCUCAGAGGUGGAGAGCUCCACGGUGACCACCCGCAUCGUGUCCCAGAUCAAGACCAAGGGGGCCCUGGGCGUCAGCUUCACCUUCUUCGGCACCUCCCUGCUCUUCAUCACAUCCCACUUCACCUCUGGAGACGGGAAGGUGGGUGAGCGGCUGGUGGACUACAGCAAGACCGUCCAGGGCCUGGCCCUGCCCAAGAACGUGCCGGACACCAGCCCCUACCGCUCCGACGCUGCGGACGUCACCACCCGCUUCGACGAGGUCUUCUGGUUCGGAGACUUCAACUUCCGCCUGAGCGGGGGGCGGGCAGCUGUGGAGGCCAUCCUGAAGCAGGACCUUGGCUCCAGCAUGCAGGCCCUGCUGGAGCAUGACCAGCUCACCCGCGAGAUGCAGAGAGGGUCCAUCUUCAAGGGCUUCCAGGAGCCGGACAUCCACUUCCUGCCGUCGUACAAGUUCGACGUGGGGAAGGACUCGUAUGACACCACCUCCAAGCAGAGGACCCCGUCCUACACAGACCGCGUCCUGUUCAGGAGCCGCCACAAGGACGACAUCUGCCCCGUCAAGUACUCCUCCUGCCCCGGCAUCAGGACAUCCGACCACCGCCCCGUGUACGGCCUGUUCCGGGUCAAAGUGAGGCCAGGGAGAGACAAUAUCCCACUAGCUGCUGGGAAGUUUGACCGGGAGCUGUACCUGCUGGGAAUCAAGAGACGCAUCUCCAGAGAGAUCCAGAGGCAGCAGGCACUCAAGAGCCAGCACGCCAGCGCAAUCUGCACUGUCUCCUGA